Drosophila bipectinata is the source of this 1833-nucleotide messenger RNA. RefSeq names its product leucine-rich repeat and transmembrane domain-containing protein 2. The record is from RefSeq and is a predicted model, not a curated record. Gene Ontology annotation, molecular function: protein binding. NCBI's taxonomy places the organism in Eukaryota, Metazoa, Arthropoda, Insecta, Diptera, Drosophilidae.
AAAACCAAACCCAGUGAAUAAAUAACAAAUAAUAAUCCAUAAUCCAACACCGAAGCCCGCAAAUAAACAAAUCACCAUGCACGUGUAUUACAAGUUUGGAUUACUUUUAAUAUUUUUACUCAGCGUAAGUAUUAGUCACACAAAUGGAGCUCCCGCGAGCAGUGAACAGACCCAGCUGUCCCCCACCUUCGAGGACGACUACAAUGACUAUGAAGACAACUACAGUGACGAAGCCACCGAUAAGCAAGGUCCUGAGACAGCAGAGAAUAGACUGAUGCCACAAUCAUCUUCAACAUCGACCACCACAACAUUUCGACCAAUUUUUAAUAUACCACGACGCAGCAACCAUGUCCUGGAGCCCAGUUGCCCGCGCAACUGCCAUUGCUUGGAGGACUUCAAGUACGUCCAGUGCACCAACGCCCAUCUGACCCAUGUUCCCUUGGACAUGCCCAAAACGGCGGCUAUCAUAGAUUUAAGCCACAAUGUGAUUUCCGAACUGAGGCCCGAGGAUUUCGCCAACCUGUCGAGGGUCCAGGAAAUCAAUCUGAACCACAAUCUAAUCAGUCGCAUAGACAAUGAGGUCUUCCAAGGCUUGGAGCGUUUGCAGCGACUCCGUUUAGCCAACAACCGGCUGACCAAGAUAGAUCCCGACACCUUUGCGCCAGCCAGGGAGCUAUCAACUCUCGAUCUGAGUAACAACUCCAUUGCCCAGCGACUGGAUGGAGCCUUUCUGAACCAGCCAGGUCUGAUAGAGUUCAGCUGCUCGAAUUGCAGCUGGACCGAGCUGCCGGAACAAACGUUUGAGAACAUGAGUGCCCUGCAGGUACUCCGACUGGACAAGAACGAUUUCAAACAGCAAAUCAAUACGAGAGCUUUCACGCCGCUUAAAAAUAUAAUUAAACUUAAGUUGCCGGAGCUGGACCAGCCCAACAUCGAGGAGCUGUGCAACCUGCUCAAGUCCAUCGACAACAUCAGCUUCCGCCACUUUGACGUCAGCUGCUUCGAGCUCGUGCUGGGCACCUCCUUCAACGAGAGUCUGAUCCAGGCCACCGACCCGCCGUUCAAGCGGGUUACGGGUCUUCCAACUACCACAUCGCAGCCAACUACAGCUCCACCGCGAAGUGCCGAUCGGAGCCGGGGAAACAGCAAAAUGGCCAACAGCACGGAACUGGCCAAGGCCGGAAUCAUGAGUUCAGUGACUGAGAGCAGCGGGGUCAGUGCGGAGGGGCCCACCGAGAAGAGCAACCAGGUGGCCAUAUCCCAGGAGGCCAUCAACACCCUGCUCAUCUGCAUCAUGGUCAUUGCAGUGAUUGGGAUUAUAAUCGGCCUCAUCUGCCGCAAGGACAUUGGUGGGAUCAAGACGAAAUGCUGCCGCACUAGCAAACCAGAGCCAAAGGACCAGGUGCAUCCCACCGAGGAGAUACCAUUGAAUAAGCUAGCCUAGAAGACCAAAACCAGAAACACCUUCCUAUCCGACGUUUUGAGAAGAAUUCCAUUUUGAUGGCAUUUCGUGUUAGAUUUUAGUUAGGUACACGUAUAUCUAGUGUAUGUAUAUGGUUAAUUAGUUGACUCCAUUGUUCGCCAGCACAACAGCUACCACAGCACAUCGAUUCCCAAACACCCAACUUGUUAGACUCUAGUUGUAAGUUGUAAGCCUAGUCGCUUAGCGUUCUAUCUGCUAUUAUUUAGGGGAGCACGGGGAACCCGACCAACACAAAACACAACCACACACUCCUGGCUCUGUUCUAGAGAUAUUUUAGUUUUUAGAGAGCUGUCUUUAGCCUUAGACUUUUGCCAAAAUACAAUAAAAAUAAACCAUAAUUGUAAAUAGUA